Messenger RNA from Aethina tumida (small hive beetle), 921 nucleotides. Its product is annotated as odorant receptor 10a. Gene Ontology annotation, biological process: sensory perception of smell; detection of chemical stimulus involved in sensory perception of smell. NCBI's taxonomy places the organism in Eukaryota, Metazoa, Arthropoda, Insecta, Coleoptera, Nitidulidae. The transcript has 5 exons. Gene Ontology annotation, cellular component: plasma membrane. Gene Ontology annotation, molecular function: odorant binding; olfactory receptor activity. Bases 8 to 790 code for a protein of 260 amino acids. The record is from RefSeq and is a predicted model, not a curated record.
CAUAGGAAUGACAACAUUUUGUAUUUUCUUGUACAUUAUUUAUCCCUUGUACACAAAUAAAACACAAAAUCUAGUGGGAGAUAACGCCAAGUUCAUAUUCUCAAGUUGGUUUCCAUUCAACAAAACUGAACAUUUCACAUUGGUUUAUGUGCUGCAUGUAGUGGCUGGAUAUUAUGGAUCUGCAUAUGCUGUGUACUCGGACGCAGCUUUUUUCUCUAUUAUGAUUUAUUGUGUGGGGCAAAUGAAGAUAUUGCAACAUUAUUUAUCCAAUAUCUACAAGUAUUCCAUUGAUUAUCAAAAAAUUAACAACUGUAAUUUGGAUGAAGCCCAAAUAUGCGUUGUAAAGAAAUUUAUAGUGAUGCAUCAAGAUAUCAUAUCUUUUGUAGAAUUAUUGGAUGAUGCCGUAAAAGUAUUUAUGAUGAUCGACUUCAUAAUGCUCUCCGUCAAAAUGACAAUUUUAAUCAUUCAAUUUAUUUCAUAUCCAGUUAUUAAUGUUGAAACUUCUCGAACAAUAACUCAUUUGAUAGCAACCAUAUUGGAAAUUAGUUUCUUGUAUUGGAAUGGAAAUGAAGUAAUUGUUCAGAGCACUACAGGCAUUUCUUCUGCUAUAUUUAACGGUGACUGGUAUUUAAUGAACGAAAAGGCUAAAAAAUAUGUGUAUUUUAUGAUGAUGAGAACUGAGAGACCUUUAAAAAUAAGCAUUGGACCUUUUUCAGCAGUAACUCUCCAAGCAGCUUUAAGCAUAAUAAAAUCAAUUUAUUCCUAUGUGGCUGUGAUCUACAAAAACUAGAAAUCAAAUAUAAUGAUUUCAGAGAGAUAUGAAGAUAUAAUAGAAAUAUUAGAUAAUUACAGUGCAGUCAGAAAACUAUAGUAUAUUUUUGAAACUGUGUUGAUAGAAAAUAAAUUGAUUUGUAAAAUUUA